AUGGGAGAGGUGCAAGAGUUAUUUGUGAGACUGUCCAUAUCACAUGCAGCUGAAGGAGAUCAUUGGGUACACAUCAACAUUUCCUUGGUAGAACUCUUACAAGAAGUUCUGAAAUAUACUAAGUACUUCAAGGAUAUUGCUGCAAAUAAGAGGUGUUGGAUAGAGUUUGAAAUGGUAGAACUUAUUGAGGAGUGCAAUUUUAGGGUGAGGAGCAAGAUUCCACCAAAGUUGAAAGAUCCGGGGAGCUUCACUAUCUUUAUCAUUAUUGCUAAUAUCGAGGUUGGGCUAGCAUCAUUUGAUUUAGGUGCUAGUAUUAAUCUGUUGCACACCUCUGUGUUCCGAACAUUGGGGUUGGGUGAGCCAAGGCCAACAACAGUCAUUUUGCAAUUGGCGGACAAAUCUCUAGCAUUUCUCGAUGGUAUAACUGAAGAUGUUCUUGUUAUGGUGGGUCCAUUAAUUCUGCCUGUUAAUUUCAUCAUCCUUGGUUAUGAAGCAGACAAGAAGGUCCCUGUCAUCAUGGGAAGAGGAUUCUUAGCGGCUGUUGAUGCGGUUAUCCGAGUUAGGGAUAGGAAGCUGUCAAUGACGGUUGAUAGAAAGAAGUUACUUUUGUUGUGUUCAAAGUUACUAAGCUUCCGCCCCAUUAUGAGGAACUGA
Molecule: messenger RNA, 654 nt
Organism: Lycium barbarum (goji berry)
Lineage: Eukaryota; Viridiplantae; Streptophyta; Magnoliopsida; Solanales; Solanaceae
Exons: 2
Coding region: 1-654 (217 amino acids)
Source: RefSeq, a predicted model, not a curated record